Protopterus annectens (West African lungfish) is the source of this 793-nucleotide messenger RNA. Its product is annotated as transmembrane 4 L6 family member 5-like. The record is from RefSeq and is a predicted model, not a curated record. NCBI's taxonomy places the organism in Eukaryota, Metazoa, Chordata, Ceratodontiformes, Protopteridae. Gene Ontology annotation, cellular component: membrane. The coding region runs from base 51 to 668 and encodes 205 amino acids. The transcript has 5 exons.
UCAGCUUGUUUCAGUCUUUGAAAUUCUACUGAACUAUCAGCGACUUGAAGAUGUGUACAGGAAAAUGUGCCAAAUGCAUUGGGAUCACCCUGUACCCCUUUGUGGUUUUAUGUAUCAUCUGCAAUGUUAUUCUCUUUUUUCCUAACUUUGACUAUGAGUACAUCACGAAUCCGAAACAACGGAUGACAGUAGAAGUUAUGAUGAUGGGUGGACUUCUAGGUGGAGGUCUUCUGGUUCUGUUCCCGGCAAUACAUAUUCAGGCCACAGGACGCGAAGGAUGCUGCAACAACAGAUGUGGAAUGUUCUUGUCAAUCAUUUUUGCUGCAAUUGGCAUAGUAGGAGCUGCUUACUGCUUUGUCAUUUCCACACUGGGAAUUGUGCAUGGGCCCACUUGCCUUUUCUUGAAUGGAACAGAUGAAGCAUGGGGAACGCCAUUCAAAGACAACAUUACAAAUUUUAACAGUGAGAAUUACCUAUUUGAUACUAAUCUGUGGGAUAAAUGCGAAGAACCUGAUAAUGUGGUGAUAUUCAACAUUAUUCUGUUUGGCAUCUUAAUGGGAUCCAGCUUCAUCGAAUUCAUUCUUUGCUUCGUUCAAAUGAUCAAUGGGCUCUUUGGGUGCAUCUGCGGAACGUGCGGAAAGAAGAAACAGAAAGCGCGUGCCGUUUAAAGCAAUGCAACACUGAAGAGCUGUGGUUUUCACUUUAGCAUCUUACCAACUGUUUUGAUCUAAACAUGUAUCAGAUGACUUCUAGAAGAGGUUCUUCCAUUCUUUUAAAUAAAUAAAUAAACUUG